UCUCCCCUCUCACCGGAACAACCGUUCGCCGGAGAACUCUCAGGGAAACCAUUGCGGCGGAGGAUCCAGAUUCCCAUUCCACCGUCCGCGUGCCUUUUCCCAUGCUCAUUUUUCACCUGUAUGCGUUUUUCCCCUUUUAAGUUGCUGGCUUUUUGGAACGUGAACGCUAAUUUAUUUGUUUUUCGUUCUUUCUUCAAUUCGACGAGCACCCACUUCAGGUGGUUUAGCAUGGGGAAAACUAGGUGGUUGAUAUUGGUUACCUGUUUAUGCAUGUUUGCCUUUUCGGAUUGUAGAGAACUCAAGGCUAGGCAUAAAAGUAAUCUUCCCGAGUAUAAUCAUACACUUGCUACAAUAUUAGUUGAAUAUGCCUCUGCGGUAUACAUGUCAGAUUUGACGCAACUUUUUACUUGGACAUGCUCUAGAUGUGAUGACUUGACCAAGGGAUUUGAAAUCAUAGAGUUGGUUGUUGAUAUCGAACAUUGCUUACAGGCAUUUGUUGGAGUGGCAGAGGAUCCUCAUGCCAUUAUCAUUGCAUUCAGAGGAACUAAUGAACGCAGCUUACAAAACUGGAUCGAAGAUUUAUAUUGGAAGCAGCAUGAAAUAAAUUAUCCAGGCAUGGAUGAUGCAAUGGUACAUCGUGGUUUUUAUACUGCGUACCACAAUACAACAAUACGUCCUGCAAUUUUAGAUGCUGUUGAAAGAGCAAAGAAGUUUUAUGGAGAUAUUCAAAUUAUAGUAACAGGGCACUCAAUGGGAGGGGCAAUGGCUUCCUUUUGUGGACUUGAUUUAACGGUUAAUCAACAUGAAAAUAAUGUUCAGGUUAUGACAUUUGGACAACCUCGUGUUGGCAAUGCUGCUUUUUCAUCUCUCUACAGCAAACUGAUUCCAAAUACAAUCCGAAUCACAAAUGACCAUGAUAUCGUUCCCCAUUUGCCUCCAUACUAUCACUAUUUACCACAGAAGACAUACCGCCACUUCCCAAGAGAGGUAUGGCUUUAUAACGUUGGCUUAGGUAGUCUUAUAUACGGCGUUGAGAAGAUUUGUGAUGGAUCUGGUGAGGAUCCAUCUUGCAGCAGAUCAGUGAGUGGGAAUAGCAUCACAGACCACUUAGUGUAUUAUGGUGUUAACUUGGCAUCUGAUGCACCAGGAUCAUGCAGAAUUGUUAUGGAUCCUUAUGUUCAAAAUACUGGCAUCAGAGAUUCAAGAGGAAACUUCAUCUGGUCCAGAGAUCCUGCAACUCCCCUUCUCAAAUUGAGUAGGGAGUUUGAUAAUCCCAUUAAUGUUGAUUGAAUUGCCAUGGGAUAUCUCUUGUGGGGGCCUUAUACUUCGUUCUUCAUGGUCCUUCCAAAUGGAGUGGUGUGGGCCAUACAGCAGAAGAAUUUUAUUGAAAUUGGCUAGGGCUGGAAGGAGUUUGUUUGUAUAUUUGUAUAUGCUCGUCCUUGUAUAUAUAUGAUUAAUAAUUCUUGAUACUGUUGUUAAGUGUACAAAUUCACUUUCAAAUUCUCCUCAAUUUCACCCGUGGUUUGGGUGAUAUUUGUUU
Gastrolobium bilobum is the source of this 1540-nucleotide messenger RNA. RefSeq names its product lipase-like. The transcript has 11 exons. Gene Ontology annotation, biological process: lipid metabolic process. Lineage: Eukaryota; Viridiplantae; Streptophyta; Magnoliopsida; Fabales; Fabaceae. The record is from RefSeq and is a predicted model, not a curated record. The coding region runs from base 121 to 1290 and encodes 389 amino acids.